UCUUCUCGGUGGGAGAGCUGAAGUGAGGGGUAAAGAGGUGCUGCGAGGCGUCCAUGGAUUCAAGCCGGUUAAAGACUGGCUAAUUUGGAAAAGGAAACAAUGGCUGAUCCGGAAAAGGCAGGUGACCUGGAUGAAGUGGAUUCUGUAAGGCAAGAUGAAGAGGACACCUCUGCAGCAGAACAUGGCAAGCCUGCAGGUGCUGAAGUAGAGCAGGCAGAUAAUGCAAAGCUGGAUGAAGUAGCUUUGCUUACUGAGCAGGAACAAAAUCCAGACUCAACAGCAUAUGAACCAGGUGCCAGUGAAGAACCAGGACAGGGACCUGAUGCUGCUGAGGAACCAGUACAAGCUCCAGAUGUUGUUGAGGAAUCAGUGCAGGGCUUUGCUGCUACUGAAGAAGCAACACAGGCACUAGCUGCAAUGGAGCUGACUGCUAUAGAGGAACCAGAUCAGGCACCAGAGCAGGAACAAAACCCAGACUUAGCAACAUAUGAACCAGAUGCCAGCAAGGAACUGGCACAGAGACCAGAUGUUGCUGAAGAACUGACUACAGCUGAGGAACCAGUGCAGGUCCCAGAUGUUGUUGAGGAAUCAGUGCAAGGCCUUGCUGCUGCUGAGGUACCAUCACAGGCACGGGAUGCUGCAGUGGAGCUAACUUCUACUGAGGAAUCAGUUCAGGGAGUAGUUACUGUUGAGGAACUGGCUGAAGGCCUGCCACAAGGGCUGGACACAGCAGAACAACAAGGGGUGCCCCAUGUAGAAUCUGAUCUAACUCAGGAAGAUGUUGUAUAUGUCCAAGAUUUAGGUGGCAAAAUGAGUUCUGGAAUCAGUGGAACAACUACAGAUGCUUCUGAAAGUGGUUCUAGAAGACGUAUUGAUUUUGCUACAGAUAUGCUAAUGCAAGCCUUGGCAUCUGAAGGAGCCAAAUUUCAACAACAUACUAGAGAGCCCAAUGUAACAGUUAAAUUUAUGUUGCAUCCUGAUAUCCAGAUUUUCACCAAGGCCUUUAGCAUUAACCAAACUGUGGAUCAAAUCAAGCAAUACUUUGUAACACGGUUAAAAAUACCAAUGGACCUUUUACAAAUUAUGAAGCUUGGGAGAAUAAUUGAAAAUGAUGAAACCCUGUGGGAUCUUGGUGCACAGCCUUAUGGGAUCAUCCAGGUUGACAUGUUCUCACUUGAUGAAGAAAACUUUCCAGUCAAAGCAUCUAAACUCCUACAGGAAUACUACAUGCCCGAUGUCAUAACUGUUAGAGUACAGACUGAUCCAGACACCUUUCAGGAUAUAGAGGUAGGGAUUAAAAGGCCAACCUUUGAGAAACCGUUUCUAGGUGGAUUUAGACAUAAGGAAACAGGCACCGAAUAUCAUAAUGCAGGAUCGCAGACAGAUCCAAAGAAACGUCCAGAUAAAGGCUAUGAAGAGUUCUGUAGGUCAACACAGACAGUUUAUGAGAGAAGAAAGCUGCAGCAGACAAGAAAUACAACUUCUACACAAAUGACCAAAAUCGGAGUUUAUAUGUCAAAUAUCACUGAUAAACUUAUAGAACCGAAAGAGUAUGUGACUGCAGAAGAAUAUCAUGCACGAAGACUAAAGGCAACAAUUGUAAUGCAGACCUAUUACCGACGAUGGCUAGCAAUUAAUAUAGUCAAAAAACUUAAAGAAGAAUUGAGGUUGAGACUGGAAUGGGAAGAAGAAGAAGAGAGAAGGAAACAGAGAGAAAGGGCAGAUAGGUUGCUCAAGGAGUAUAAUCGAAGACUAUUUCCUAAAACAAAGGAUGAUUUUGAAUUACUUUAUCAUGCUUUAGAAUUAUGGAGACAAGAAGAACUUGAACGCAUCAACGAGACUUUUACUGGAGCUGAACGGAAGGCAGCUCUCUGUGGACUUUUAGAAAAAGAAGCCCAGCUGAUUGCUUCCAUUGGGAGACACAAGAUAAAUGCCGAUGAAGAGAACCAGCAAAAAGCAAUCCUGUCCUUUUUGGAAAAGUGUGCAGCUCCCAAAAAAUGGAAAGCAUUUGAUGGCAAAAUCACAGAGAUGGACACCCAGUUCACACUGCGUGCCAGGGAACUGCUUGAGAUCUAUCGCAGCAUUAGUAUGAAAGAUCUUCCUGAAGAUGAGCGUAUCGAUGUGCUGCUAACACUGAAGCAUACAGUGAAGGAACAUGAAUGCAAACUCACCCAUGAAAUAGUGGAAUUAAUUGACAGAGAAGUCGAUCUCAUGAUGAGGAAAGUGAAGGAAUAUAAUUUGGAAGGACUCAGACAAAGGAUAUGUACAUUAUUUCUUCAGUAUAUUAAAACGCCAUUUUUUAACCCAGAGGUUGCUAGACUUCUCAAGGUUCCUCCUGAUCCAAUGAAGCUUUAUCACAACAUCCAUUUUUGCCUUGGUUGCAAAAGAUACCUGCCUUCUACUGAUUUUGCAAUAUCUGCUAGUUCACAAACUGUUGGCCGGUGUCGUUUGUGUUGCAAGCUGGAUAAUCAGGCUCGCAAGAGGGAAGCCUUUUUGAAAUAUAAGCGAAUGCUUUUGAGGCUCCGAGAUUCUGAAGUGAAAUAUAAUGAUAAUGCUAAGAUUGCUUUCAUAAUACAGCAACAAGACCUGCACUACAUGAUUGAACAUUUCUGGGGUUCUCAAUCAGCUCUUAGUGCUGCUGAUGAUCUCUAUGAUCUGGUCAUGGCUCGAUGGGAUAAGUAUCAGGAAUGGUCUCCCUGGAACUGUAUCCUCCUCAGAAAUAUAGAAGCUGAAGCCCAUCUCAGACUGAAAAGUUUGGAAAAGGCUUAUGAGCCAGCAUUUAUUCACAGGAUAAAACACAAACAUAUGCUUGCAAGGAACUAUUUCUCCCAAUUUCCAGAGCUGGCAGGUGCUCUGCAUAAAGAUGACAAACCAACCAUCUCAGAAGAUCUUUUAGUAACAAAACCUUUAACACCUGGGCCAUCAAAGUAAUGCAUUCUAGAUCUGGAAGCAUUUUCACGGAUUUAUUGCUUGAAUAACCAAUCUGGCAUCGAGAUAAAUAUUCCUGUUAUCUGCUUUAGUUGUCUGUAAUUGUUUGAUUGUAUACUAAUAAACACAAAACUGUUUUAAGAUUA
Anolis sagrei ordinatus is the source of this 3074-nucleotide messenger RNA. RefSeq names its product IQ motif and ubiquitin domain containing (gene IQUB). Gene Ontology annotation, molecular function: protein binding. The record is from RefSeq and is a predicted model, not a curated record. Gene Ontology annotation, biological process: cilium assembly. Lineage: Eukaryota; Metazoa; Chordata; Lepidosauria; Squamata; Anolidae. Gene Ontology annotation, cellular component: motile cilium; acrosomal vesicle.